Fimicolochytrium jonesii is the source of this 1389-nucleotide messenger RNA. RefSeq lists its product as uncharacterized. The record is from RefSeq and is a predicted model, not a curated record. Gene Ontology annotation, biological process: actin cortical patch localization; plasma membrane tubulation; endocytosis. Bases 1 to 1389 code for a protein of 462 amino acids. Lineage: Eukaryota; Fungi; Chytridiomycota; Chytridiomycetes; Spizellomycetales; Powellomycetaceae. Gene Ontology annotation, cellular component: actin cortical patch; mating projection tip; Rvs161p-Rvs167p complex. The transcript has 2 exons. Gene Ontology annotation, molecular function: lipid binding; protein binding.
AUGAGUUGGAAGGGAUUUCAGAAAGCCGUGACGCGGCUUCCCACAAAGUUGGCGCAGGCCACAGGCUAUGCAUCCGAAACCGUCGACGACGAGUUCGUCGCGUUAAACGAGCAGUUCAAACGAGUCGAGCUUCUCGCGCGGAAACUCACAGACGACGCGAAAAAGUUCAAGGACUCCCUCUCCGCCAUGUUGGCGCACCAGGCCAGAUUCGCGGAAACUUUGGUGGAAGUCUACCGGCCUGUGCAAGCCGUCGGGGCAGGAGGCUCGCCUGUCGCGCAAGGUAACCCCGACCUCGACGACGAAACGCAGGCCGCGUCACCUGGGUCAAACCUGAAGCCAAAUACACAGCACCCGCAAUCUUUCGCUGCCGCCGAGGCGUUUGUACGAUCAAUGAGAGCAGCACGCGAAGAACUCCUACCAGACCUCGACGUCAUCGAGCGCCAAGUGGUCGCGCCCGCCUUAGACUACAUCGCCCUAAUCAACAACGUCAAACGCAUCCUCGAGAAGCGCUCGCGAAAACUAGUCGACUACGACCGCCACAAGGACUCGGUCAAAAAACUGCAAGCCAAACCCGACCGCAAUCUCUCCGACGAAAAACGUCUGAGCAGCCUCGAAGCACAGCUCGACCAAGCCACGCGCGAGUUCAACAACGUCGACAACAUCGUCCGCCAGGAACUGCCUAUCUUCCUCGGCCUGCGCACACAGUUCAUCGAUCCGUGUUUUCAGACUCUGUACUGGUACGAGCUCAAAGUCGUCGAGGCGCUCAACCGCCACUUCUCGGAUCUGUGCCAUGAGAACGGCUUUGACGCGUCGCAGCCGCCUUUGGUAGCCUUCGAGGCCAAAUUCGAAGGAAUAAUGGAAGCCUUGAAGGAACUCACGCUGGCCAACAGGGGCGCCCUCAAGCGCCCUGCGGUCAACUACCAGAACCCAGAGGAAGGCUAUGAGGAAGGCGGCGGGGAAGCGCCCGCUGAAGCCUUUGCGCCAGAAGACGAGCACCUCCCAGCCUACGAAGAACCCAACGGCGCCAAGGGAGGAUACCCCUCAAGUCCAUCAAAAUCAAACACGACGUAUAAAGCUUACGCGGGCCCUUCGUCCUCGGCGGCCAGCAUCGCUGCAGCGGCUAUGGCUGCACGUGGUCAGACUCCACCUGCUGCUGCUUCUGCUGGUGCAUCCUCAGCUACACGCGCUGCCCCGCCAUCGACGACACCACGCACGAGUUUUGUGAUUGCGUUGUAUGAUUUUGAUGGCGCUGAGGAGGGUGAUUUGGCGUUCAAGAAAGACGACAAGAUCGAAGUCCUCGAACGCACCCCGGACACCAACGACUGGUGGAGAGGCAAAUGCAAAGGCGUCACGGGCCAGUUCCCUGGGAAUUACGUUUCUGAUCUUUGA